AUGACCACGCCGGCCCAUGUCCCUCCGGACGUGCGUCGAACGAUAUUACGUGCGUUUACGAAGAAGAGACACUUGCAAUUGCAGUCGGAUGCAGUGCAGUUUAUAUUCAGCACACUUGAAGAGCAUGACUUGCUUCGUGACCCUGACGCGACGCAGGAAGCCAUAGAGGCCCUGGCGGGGGCAUUGGUCGAUCAGCAUGUAGCAGGCGCACAGAUUGCCGGCUUCGACGGACAUGUGGUAACAGGAGCCGCACUACAGAAAGUCUACGACCAGCUGCUGGUCGAAGCUGCGGACGACGGGCAGCCCAGUACACAGGCACUCACGCAGGGCGAUACACCGGAAGUGCAGCGCUUCUUUGCUGUGUGUGAUGCCUUUUCACAACCGUGGAUCCGAUUUCAUGGCGGCAGGAAAGUGUUUGAGAACGUGGACAGAUCACGUACGCUGCUUCCGACACCGGAGGCGUCCAGCGCUCAUAUGAUUGAGCGGUACGAACUGCUUAAGAGCGUAGUCCUACGGAACGAGCAUUUCUUGCCUGCGCUCACUGGUCAAGCAUCCCAGCGCAAUUCCUUCAUGCAUUUAACGACGACCAAAAACUUGCUAGGCCGACAAGGCGAGCACUGCCUGCUCUUUGGCCGCCUGUCGACCUCGGCGGAUGGCACGUAUGUGCUGGAAGAUACCGAAGGAACUGUGCGGCUCGAUCUGUCCCGAGCGAUGGCUGGUGAAGGAAUUUUUACAGAGGGCGCGUUUGUGCUCGUGGAAGGUGAAUAUACCAAGGACGAGUGCUUGCAAGUAGUGGCGCUUGGACAUCCGCCCAGCGAAAGUCGCGAGCAGGCGCGCAUGUAUACGGGCCAUCUUGAUUGGCAUGGGAGUGGCGCUGUGCCGACCAAACACGUUGCUGCUUUGCAGGCGCAGGAGGCACAGCACCUGGAUGUGUGCAUGGCCGUUUUUUCAGACGUCUACUUGAACGAGGCGAGUACACUACGUCACUUGCGUGCGAUUUUGCAAGGCUACCAAGACGCAGAUUUUUUGCCGCUGGCGAUUGUACUGUGUGGCCCCUUUUCCUCGGUGCCUGUGGAAGCGGCAGGUGCUAUGGAGGCGUAUAUGCAAGGGUUUGCUCACUUGGCUGACGUUCUUCUUGCCUUCCCGCGCGUUUUGCAGUCGUGCCACCUCGUUUUGGUCCCUGGCGCUCGUGAUCCUGCGGCGACGCCCGUGCUACCACGCCCGCGAAUUCCUGCACCGUUGGUCGAGAGAAUGGAGCGCAAGCUUCCACGCUCCUUUGUGGAGGAGCGUCUGCACUGGAUGAGCAACCCAUGCCGUCUUGUGUACUUCUCACAGGAGAUUGUGGUAUUCCGCGACGAUAUUAUGAGCAAAAUGCUACGCAGUGCGAUUCUGCUAAAAGACCAAGUGGCGCCAGGCGACUUGCAAAAGUACCUCGUGUCGACCCUAUUGGAUCAAGCAUACUUGUGUCCGCUCCCUGCCCAAGUACGCCCCGUGCUGUGGGAGUACGCAAAUGCGCUCUGUUUAUACCCCAUGCCUAGUGCGCUUGUCCUUGCGGACCGAUAUGAACGAUUUGAGCUCACGUAUGAAGGAUGUCAUGUCUUCAACCCAGGCUCCUUCCACGGUGCCCAAGGAUGGACCACCUAUUAUCCGGCCACUGGCCAAGCGGAGCGAAGUGCAUUGUCUUUGUGA
Messenger RNA from Malassezia pachydermatis, 1689 nucleotides. Its product is annotated as dna polymerase epsilon subunit b. Gene Ontology annotation, molecular function: DNA binding. NCBI's taxonomy places the organism in Eukaryota, Fungi, Basidiomycota, Malasseziomycetes, Malasseziales, Malasseziaceae. The record is from RefSeq and is a predicted model, not a curated record. The coding region runs from base 1 to 1689 and encodes 562 amino acids. The transcript is spliced from 3 exons. Gene Ontology annotation, biological process: error-prone translesion synthesis; DNA-templated DNA replication. Gene Ontology annotation, cellular component: epsilon DNA polymerase complex.